UAGAAAACUAACUACAGCACCUUCACGAUUGUACUAGAAAAGUAUUUGGAAUCCUGUGUGUAAAACAUUGUUCUAUUACUUAUUUUUUAUUUUAAUUUUAUUUUAAUUUUAUUUUCAGUUUUUCGCUGUAAAACUUUGCAGUACCUUCAAACGGCUGUUGUUGCAACAAGAUCAUAUCCAGAAUAAGCGCUGUUUAAAAAACCGAGAAACGAGACGAUUUUUGUGUUUGGGGAUUCCAUAUAGAUAGAUUCUUUUUCUUACGAAGCCUUGGAAGAAGUGAAGUGGAUCUAAGAAAAAUUGAGCUGUAACUGGAGUUUUUAUAGCAAUUACGAUUGCUUCCGAAAACAAAUCUCUGAACAGCUUCUUUCAGGUUCAAACGUUAUAACAUAUCAGCCCGAAAACUAGUUAGCUUUCUUUUUUUGGAGAUUGUGUCUUUUUGACCGUGCAUGCGUGAACGGAGUCGAACAUACACUUUUUCUUACCAAAAUGCAGACUGUACGUUCCUAUUUGUUUGGUCCUACACCGCAAGAGCAGAACCGAAAAUGGCAGUCGACUCUUCGAAAGGAACAACGAAACAUUGACCGGCAAGUCUUGUACUUACAAAAUGGUAAAAAGAAAGCUGAGGCACAAAUGAAAGCACUUGCAAAGCAGCAGGAUGUCUCAAAUAUGCGGGUCUUAGCCAAAGAACUCGCUCGAGCCAAUCGACAUCGCAAAAAGCUAGCGGAGUCAAAAGCCAUGCUUGGAAGUCUUAGUAUGCAACUCAAUGAUCAAAUUGCGAUGUACAAAGUUGAAAAAGCUAUGCAAUCAAGCACCUCUAUCAUGCAAAGUGUUUCAAGUUUAGUUCGUCUUCCUCAGCUCUCCCAAACCAUGCGCAAUUUAUCGAUGGAACUCACGAGAGCUGGUAUUUUGGAAGAAAUGCGUGACGAAAUGAUUUUUCCCGUCGAAGAGGAAGGCCUUGAAGAGCUCGAUGACGAAGAUGAAGAAAUCAAAGAAAUCCUAUCACAAUUCCAGCCGUCCUCUGUCAAACCAUCUGUACCUGUUCCUAAUCAAACAUUAAAACCGGAACCGGAGCCUGUUCGUCCGUUAGAGCAAACAUUGCCAUCCGUAUCUGGAGGCAAUGGUACUCAGGAAUACCAGGAAAUUGACAACGAACAGUUACUGGACAUUCGUGGAAAGCUAGAUGCUCUCAAAUCGUAAGAAUAUAUUAUGGUAUCUUAUGGCUUUUUUUAUUUUUUACAUGCUACGCAACGAUCUUUACCUUUUUUCUUUUCUGUUAAUAGAAUGACGCUUUGAUAACUUUCGUAAUAAUGCUUUUACUCUUGAUGCUUUGCCAUCCAUUCGUUUUCCUCCUAUAUAAUAUUUUACUUCUAAAUCAUUAUUAUAAUAUCUCUUUUUGUCUCAAAAUUGUAUUUAAUUUUACUUGCGAUUUUGUAUU
Molecule: messenger RNA, 1435 nt
Organism: Schizosaccharomyces cryophilus OY26
Lineage: Eukaryota; Fungi; Ascomycota; Schizosaccharomycetes; Schizosaccharomycetales; Schizosaccharomycetaceae
Product: vacuolar sorting protein Vps24
Exons: 1
Coding region: 487-1197 (236 amino acids)
Biological process (GO): endosome transport via multivesicular body sorting pathway; protein transport; late endosome to vacuole transport
Cellular component (GO): multivesicular body; ESCRT III complex
Source: RefSeq, a predicted model, not a curated record